UUUUCAUUUGACAAUCGUAAUUGUAUGCAACAUUCGUGAGUUGUUUAAUGAACAUGAAUGUUUAUGCAAAGUAAUCGAUCUUAUACAUGUAGAAAUUGCUGGCAAAAAGGUGGAGAUUGUUCCUUCCGUUGUAAUCGGAUGACAGAAAUAAUUGAGGUGGUAGAAAAUGCGACUAACGUAACAAGAAGAAGGUUGAAUUAUGGGGGGUACGAUGAAAUGCUGAUGACCAGUGCCGGUUACACUGCAGCGGCUGUGACAUUGUUUUUCAUCGGAUUCUUUGGAUUUUUUCUCAAUUUGAGUGUCAUCAUCUUGAUGUUGAAAGACAAACAGUUGUGGACUCCCCUCAACAUCAUCCUUUUUAAUUUAAUCUGCAGUGACUUUCUAGUGUCAAUUUUGGGUAACCCCUGGACUUUAGCUUCUGCUGUAUCCUAUAGAUGGAUCUUUGGGAAAUUAAUGUGCCAGAUUUAUGGAUUUAUUAUGUCACUUUUAGGUAUAACAUCAAUUACAACGUUGACAGUCCUCGCGUUUGAAAGGUAUUUGAUCGUUUCUAGACCUUUUAGAAACCAUGGGCUCACAAGAAAAGAAGCAAGGUAUUUGAUUGCAGGAAUUUGGACAUUUUCUCUCAUACUCACUGUACCACCACUGAUUGGAUGGGGUAAAUAUGUCCACGAAGCAGCCAAUAUCAGCUGCUCGGUAAACUGGGAAGAACAAACAUCGAAUGCUCUAUCAUACAUCCUUUAUUUAUUCACUUUCGGAUUGGUGCUGCCAUUAUCAAUAAUCACCUUCAGUUAUGUUAGUAUAGUACUAACUAUGAGAAAGAACAAUUUAAGCAUGGGUCAGACUACAAAAGCAGAGAAACGUGUUACGUAUAUGAUUUUCAUGAUGAUUAUAGCCUUCCUGAUGGCAUGGUCACCUUAUGCAAUAUUUGCCCUUUUAGUACAAUUCGGAAAUCCUUCAGGGGUUACUCCUGCAACUGGAGUGAUUCCAGCUUUACUCGCAAAAAGCAGCAUCUGCUAUAACCCUAUCAUAUAUGUUGGACUCAACAGUCAGUUCCGUCAAGUUCUGAAGCAGUUUUUGGGCAUGAGAAGUGGCAACACAGAGAGCAACGGUGAAACGUAUGCGGUUGGAGUCUCGAAAUUCGUAUCAUCAAGUUUAGCAGAAAAUAAUAAAAUUGGAAAACCUAAUAAAUCAUCGAACAUCGAUAGAGUGAAAGAAGAAACAUUUGUUUUUAGUAAUGUUGACAAGUUUGAUGUUAGAAUUGCACGAAAUCAUAAAAUAAGCUUCGAUUCUAGUCAAGUUUGAGCAAAAUGAACAUUGAAGUAUAUCCAUGGCAAUUUGACGAGAAAUAAAUAUGAAAUUAUUCUUGAUUGUACUAGAAAGUAAUUAUCGACUUAUGGGUAUUGAAAUUCGCUGUCAAAUGAGAUUUAAAAAUUGUUAAGAAAAGAAAACUGUAUUAGAAGAGUUAAUAGAAUUGACAAAAGAUAAAUUGGUAUAAAGGGGAGAAUAGUCAUUGGUUCAGGCUUCAUAAGUAUUACAAUUCUCCAUUUUAACUUUUGAAAUAAUUCAAAAACUAUUAUCAAUAUUUUUCCAUUUUCAUAUUUAAACUUUUUACUAGAUAUUUCAUAAUAAAGUACAUUUACAGGGUAGUAUGAUAUGAUGAUGAUAUUAUGUUGUUUGGCGAAAUUAUUUUUGAAAGUCAAUAAUUAUAUUUUUCAAAAUAG
This is a messenger RNA of Diorhabda carinulata, 1721 nucleotides long. Its product is annotated as pinopsin-like. Lineage: Eukaryota; Metazoa; Arthropoda; Insecta; Coleoptera; Chrysomelidae. The record is from RefSeq and is a predicted model, not a curated record. The transcript has 7 exons. Gene Ontology annotation, molecular function: G protein-coupled receptor activity. Gene Ontology annotation, cellular component: photoreceptor outer segment; membrane. The coding region runs from base 58 to 1302 and encodes 414 amino acids. Gene Ontology annotation, biological process: G protein-coupled receptor signaling pathway.